Messenger RNA from Lolium rigidum, 939 nucleotides. Its product is annotated as probable glutathione S-transferase GSTU6. The record is from RefSeq and is a predicted model, not a curated record. Gene Ontology annotation, biological process: glutathione metabolic process. Gene Ontology annotation, cellular component: cytoplasm. Gene Ontology annotation, molecular function: glutathione transferase activity. NCBI's taxonomy places the organism in Eukaryota, Viridiplantae, Streptophyta, Magnoliopsida, Poales, Poaceae. The transcript has a single exon. Bases 68 to 769 code for a protein of 233 amino acids.
UAGCACAUAAACAUCAGAGCUUACGAGAGCACCAAAGACGAAGAAGAGAUAGCCGAGGAAGAAGACGAUGGACAGUGAGGGAGAUGUCAAGGUGCUGGGCACGGUGGUGAGCCCGUUCGCGCUCCGCGUGCGCAUGGCGCUGUACCUCAAGGGCGUGAGCUACGAGUACCUGGAGCAGGACCUGUUCGACAAGGGCAAGCUCCUCGUCGCGUCCAACCCGGUGCACAAGAAGGUCCCCGUGCUCAUCCACGGCGGCAAGCCCGUCUGCGAGUCGCUCGCCAUCGUGCAGUACGUAGACGAGUUCUGGGCCGGCACCGCCUCGAUCCUUCCCGCCGACCCGUACCAUCGCGCCGUCGCUCGCUUCUGGGCAGCCUACGUCGACGACAAGGUGUUCCCUGCGUGGAUAGGCAUCCUGCGCGCCGCGACGGAGGAGGAAAGAGACGAGAAGCUCGCUGCCACGCUCGCGGUGGUCGCGCCCAUGGAGGACGCCUUUACCGCGUGCUCGGAUGGGAAGGCCUUCUUCUCAGGCGGCGACUCUGUAGGGUAUCUUGACCUCGCCCUCGGGUGCCAGCUAUUCUGGCUCGAAGCGCUGCGGUCGAUGUUCGGCGUGAAGGUCAUUGACGCCGGCAGGACUCCGCGAUUGGCCGCGUGGGCUGAUAGGUUCCUGGAGACGAAGGCGGCCAAGGCAGUGGCACCACCCGCCAACAGCAUGGAGGAGUACGCCGGUAAGCUGCGAGCUAUCUGGGCUGCUGCCGCAGCUGCCAAAUGAGUACUUUUAAGAUCAAUGUGUGGAGUGGUCGCUGCGUCGAGGAAUGUCUGAACUUUGCUCUAAAGGUUGUAAUCGUCACCUCACGUUCCCCGGUAGUGUUUUGUGAAUUUCACCAUUUCUUAUUUGUCUGUCCCAUUUUAUCACCUACUCAAUAAAACUGUUGUGCUUUU